AUGGAUGGUACGACGUGGCUAUCUCGUGCCCAGUAUAGCCUGUAGGACUUUGCUGUAAUGGUCCGUAAAUUGCUGAACCGUAGGGAUAAUGAAAUCGCCGCGGUUGGCUCUGUAAACGCUUCGUUAUUACGCAUUUCUGUAUCCCUGCGGUCGCGCUUCAAGUUAUCAAACCGAUAUUUCUCCUGAUUAGUACACACUUCUAAUACAUUGCAAUCUUUCUAUAUAUAAUUUCAUAUUUCUUGUUGGUAUUGUUUAAUUAUAUGCAGCUAAAAUACUAAUGAUAGCGAAAAAGUAGCGAGUUCUUUCGCCAUAUUUAUAUGUUAUAGAACUAAAUUUUUUUUUUUUUAAUCGCAUAGAGAUAGCAGUAGUUUUUCUAAAUUAUGAAAAUCUUACCUCAUAUUAAUCAGAAAGGAACCUCUCGUGCUUGAAGAACAUUCACUUUUUGGUUAGAUUUCGCGUGUUACUCAGUGUCGUUACAAGACACUACCGCGUUUUAAACGGUUUUUGAGGUUAGAGACUGACCGACAAUUCAUUGCGGGAAACAUAACACGAACAGAAACACCAACAAUGUCGAAAAACGUUUCUUAAUGUCUCUGCAGUAAGAAUGCACCUCCUAUUACAAGGAAAGCACAUCUAGUCAAAGCACUUUUGACCCGAAUCGUGAAGGCAAAUAAGCGAUAUCGUAUAAUCGUUCCUUCGAUGGUCUUAAGUAAGUGCAAGCAGGUAGGUAAGCCAAGCAAAGGUAAAUAGGCGUGCCGCAAUGUUUGGAUAGAACUACCACCAGGUGGCACACCCACCUAAUUUCCCUAAUCUGCCAUGCAAAUCGACCACAUUAGGACUUCUCUUUACUCUGGUCACUAGAAAUUCCAUAACAGAUAAAGCUGUAAGCUGGCUGUACAAGCUAUUCAUCUUGAAAUAUUUCUGUCAAACAAACAAUAAAAGAGGAGCUUAUUUUAAACAGAAAUCCUACAAUAAGAUCCGAUGUCUAAUAAUUUUACUGUCAGUGUUAAAACGUCUACCAAUAACAGCCUAAUACCAACCUAUUGUUGGUAUAUAUCAGUCCAUUAACCAGUUGAAAGCAAAAUAGAUUUCAGGUGUCGCUGGCUGUUUUCUUAUUGGCUCGACAUUAUUAACGAACUUGGUCGUCCAAUUAUACAAAAUAAGCCGAGGCAGCUUAUUGUACGAAAGUGAAACGAGAACACGACCAGAUGAAAAGAGCAUCGCGAUUCUUCACAUGGAGCUCUUGUAAUUAUUUCGCGUUGCUCGAGUCUCUACCUACUUAAUGCACUGGCGUGAUGUGCACAUUAAUGGCGUCAUACACGAUAACCUUAGGCGCUAACAAGAAGUGACUGACGCUUGAACGUUUUAGAUUAGCCAGAUAGGUUGGUACAUAAACGAACUUCCGGUGCGUGUGUGAAUAAUGUGUAGCUGGUGAAAAAUAUUGCAUUUCUGAUAAUGCGCGGGAACCUUCUGGAUCGAUACUCCCAUGUUCCUUGCUAAACUGAACAAAGUUAAUCUUUACCGAUCAUGUGACACUACGUCGUGUGUUCCAUUUAAUAGACCAUCAAAUUAUCAUACUAAUUUAACGAGUUAUUCGCAUUCCACUAGAGUACGACGAGGAAAGAAAGUCGCGAAGUAAAAUUCGUGAUAUCUCGAUGUUCGAUUCGCAUAUCAAAAUUAUAAUUUGACAGAUAAUUUUGUACGUUGGAACUGGAGUUUACUUACGAGACCAAUUUUUAUCGAGUAAAUUAUGCUGGCAACAGAUAUGAUGCCACAUUUACUUCUUUGAAACGCAAUUCAAUUUCGAAAGCAUUUCAAAAGUUGAAACGUUGCUCAAUCGGUCGAAAGAACCAACGGUCGAGACUAUAAGUAUCUAUAGUAUAAAAUCCUUGAUAAAAAUAUCAGAGAAAUUUAAAACAUCUACUCCCAAGUGUGGUGGUUCAGAAGAAGCAACGAUGCUUAUCGCCGAACCGUCCAGUUUAGACUUUGUAAUAUUAUAUACGACUUUUACGGUUAACUGUACGUACGAUCAUAGAAACAAUAGAGGUGAGAUAGGAUCGCGAAACAGAAGUCGUGGAUUAUCGGGUAGACCAAUGCUCCUAGAUAUCCAGCGCGUAGGCUUGGACAGGGUCGUGCAGGAUACGUGGUGUACGUAAGAAUGGCGACGUGGGCCGGUGAGCUUUUCAUCAAGUGGGUUCAUCGGGGCCAAGAAGAACCUUAGGAAUGUGCUUGAUCUAAAGUGCUGGGAGACUCCGGUGAAUUAAGCCGAAAAGAGACAGAGAAGAUACGUGGAGAAACGGCAAAAACAUGAACCUCUUCCAUUAAUACUAUCUUGCUCUUCUCCUCAUUUUAUGCCUUCUAUUUUGACUCCUUGUUUCUACCUUGACAAAUAUUAUAUUUUUAUGCAUUGGGAUAUUAUUUUUAUCUUUUGCGUUUUUCAAUUUACAUUGCAAUCUAAAAUAUACUAAGAUUUGCUUCUAUUACAGUUUUCCUUCUAUUUUGACUAUUCUUAUAUAUCUAUCAAUAGCCAAUCUAAGCACAAGAGAUAGUUCACGAUUAAAGCCAUUCUAACUUUUUCUGAUAGAAUCGUGUGAUAGCAUUCGUUUAUUAAAUUUAAUCAAUAUUGCAUAAUAAUGUAUACAAAUAUGAAGUAUAGUUGUAUACAUAAGAAAUAGACGUGUAGACCGCGUGUAAGCUUAAGGAAUGUAAAACUAUCGAAAAUCAGUAACUUUAUCAGAAUUUUACCGAUGAGUUUAUCUAAGAUCAGGGAAUAUUUACUAGGCUUACUUUUUGCUGCUCGCGAGCAAACAUGACGGUGGCUGCGCAAGGGGAAAACAUUUAUCUGAUAUAUAACACGUUUAUAAGUUCCGCAGAGAGAAGCAACAUGAAACUCAAGCUAAAGUACUCAGCUUGAUAGGCAAUGAAGUGUAAGUGGAUAUGUUUCGUGGUCUGCUAAAACGCGAUGAUAUCGGGAUUCUCUUAUAUACACUGAUGAAAAUAAAUGGAUAAAUCAACAAACAUAGCCCUACUUAACACCCGCCAUUGUUUUUUCUGUUUUUUUUUUUUUUUUUUUGUUCAAAGAAAAGCGCCACAAAUACAUUUAUUUUUGUGA
Messenger RNA from Heterotrigona itama, 3112 nucleotides. NCBI's taxonomy places the organism in Eukaryota, Metazoa, Arthropoda, Insecta, Hymenoptera, Apidae. The record is from the annotation of a GenBank genome assembly.